Molecule: messenger RNA, 1232 nt
Organism: Pelmatolapia mariae (spotted tilapia)
Lineage: Eukaryota; Metazoa; Chordata; Actinopteri; Cichliformes; Cichlidae
Exons: 3
Coding region: 1-1047 (348 amino acids)
Molecular function (GO): nucleic acid binding
Source: RefSeq, a predicted model, not a curated record
AUGACUAUGAGGGAGGCUGGGCAACGAGUACAACCAAAUUUGAGUCGCUUCACUGCUGCCUCCAUCAUCAGAACCUUCAGGGAGGAAAACAGGACACAGAGACGACCACCUGGUGGAGGCAGGUUAAGGCUUUUGUCGGAGGAGCAAGAGAGGGAACUUGUAAACAUGGUAAUUGCAAAUAAUGUAAUCCGCCUGCAAGAGAUUCAAAGGAGAGUGAUUGAGGAUGAUCAUCUUUUUCGAGGCAUAAAUGCCAUCAGCCUCUCCACAAUUGACCGCAUCCUCCGAAAGAAUCAAUUCCGGAUGAAACAGGCAUACCGAGUCCCUUUCGAACGAAACUCUGACAGAGUGAAAAACCAACGUGUGGAAUAUGUUCAGAGAAUCUUUGAGAUUGAAGGACGGCCUGUUCCCCAUGAAAUGAUCUUUGUGGAUGAGGCAGGUUUUAACCUGACCAAAAGAAGGAAAAGGGGGAGGAACAUAAUUGGCCAUCGGGCUAUUGUAAAUGUCCCUGGUCAGCGUGGGGGGAAUGUCACUAUGUGCGCAGCCAUCAGCCAACGAGGGGUACUCCACCGCCAUGCCGUACUAGGACCCUAUAACACUAUGCUUCUCCUUGCUUUUCUUGAUGGUUUAAGACAACAUAUGUUCCAGCUGGACUACAGGGAACCAGCACAGCCAGAGCAGCCUCACUACGUUGUUGUGUGGGAUAACGUCAGCUUCCAUCGCGCUGCUCUGGUUCGUGACUGGUUUACCAAUAACCCAAGGUUUUCUAAUAUCUUUCUGCCUGCAUACUCCCCCUUUCUAAACCCGAUAGAGGAGUUAUUUUCGGCAUGGCGGUGGAAAGUGUAUGACCGAGAACCUUAUGUCCGUGUUCACCUCCUUCAGGCCAUGGAAGAGGCCUGCCUAGACAUAUCAGUAGAUGCAUGCCAGGGGUGGAUCAGGCAUGCAAGAGGAUUUUACCCCCGCUGCCUGGCUGGGGCCAAUAUAGCCUGUGAUGUGGAUGAGAUUCUCUGGCCUGACCCAGACCAAAGACAAGAUGCUGUGGUGGGAUAAUGUUUCUGGUGUGUGUUGUACUGUAUAGUACAUGAAUGACAAUGUGCCACUGUACAUACAUUGGUUGCGUCUUUUGUGUUUAUCAUGUGACAAGGGUUUUGAAGGGGAGAACCAUAAGCAACCUAAUUGUUUUGGAACUAUUGUUUUGAAUUAAUUGUACCAGUGUGCAAAACUCUGUUGUAGUG